AUGGCUUCACUAACGAUCAACGCGCCCGGCAGCGGGUUCCUCUAUUCCAACUCGCGAAACGCCCGUCUCAUCAUCACCGCCGAAACCCCCGACUUCGACACCGAGUUCGUCGAGGGAUGGUCGAAGGAGGGUUUCAACACUAUCUACGUUCCUUUCUCGCAGGAUGAGAAGGAGUAUGUUCGUCGCCUGAUGUCAGUCAAGGAGGGCCUCGGUGUAGGCGACAACUAUGGUGUUAUUGCAUUCGGCGACGCGGCCGCAUUCUGUCUCGACUACUAUCUCAAACCGAACAACGUCAGCCGCCUUUGCGCCCUCGUCUGCUACUACCCCUCCAGCAUCCCUGAUAUCCGAUCGAAGUACCCGCCGUCGGUGCAGAUGCUAACGCACCUGGCUGGCGACACCAUUGACGUCGUAACCACACCAACCCUUCUAGGAUUGCAAGGCAAGAAGAAGGUAUCGAGGAGGCAGAUAAACCCCGGCAUUGGAACGGGCGAGCUCCUCGACAUCGGCCACCGCGCGUACACCUACUCAGACGCCGAGCCCGGGUUCGCGGAAGUCGAUCUGGACGAGUACCACCGACUAGACGCAGACCUAGCCUUUUCACGAACGCUCGAUGUUCUGCGCAGGUCGUACGGACGAGAAGGCGAUCUGGUGAAGCCAUUAGAGGAGCAUCUGCAGGGCAAAUUCUUCUCCAUGAACCUCCACGACACAAUGGCGCACUACACCAAGAACCUCACGCCCACAACAACCUACGUCCCAACCCUAAGCGGCGGCACCGGCGCCCGCGCCCUCAAGCGCUUCUACGAUCAGUACUUCCUGCACAAGCUCCCCCCCUCAAUGCACCUGCGCCUCCUCUCCCGCACUGUCGGCGCCGACCGCGUCGUCGACGAGCUCUACGUCUCCUUCGAGCACACGCACGAAAUCCCCUGGAUGCUCCCCGGGAUCCCGGCCACCAACAAGAAAGUCGAGAUCGUGAUCGUCAGUAUCGUCAGCAUGCGCGCGAAGCAGCUCUACGCCGAGCACGUGUACUGGGACCAGGCUAGUGUGCUUGUGCAGGUGGGUCUGCUGGAUCCGAAGCUGGUCCCGAAGGAGAUGCAGGAGAAGGGCGUGGAUCGUCUUCCGGUUAUUGGACGCGAGGCGGCGAGGCGCAUCCUCGAUGAGGAUCCUGAGGUUGAGGAGCCGGAGUUCCAUAAUCGGCUGAUUCGGCGGGCGAGGCAGAGGAGGGGGAGUGCGGGUGGUAGGAGUGCAGGUGCGGAGAGCGAGGUGCCGCAGACUCCGGCUGUGCAGUCUGAGGCUGAGGGGGCGGGCCCGAAGAAGGGGAAAAAGGCGGGGCCGCAGAAUGGAGAGCAGAAUGGGGGGAAGAGUGGGAUUCAGGGUAAUGACAGAGAACAGGACAAGGGCGAACUGGGACCUGAAAAGGAAGGCCAGAAUGAGGUGAAGGAGGGAAAGAAGGAUGAGGAUGGCGUCGAGAAAAAGCCGGAGAAUGGGAUCCAAGAGGGAUUAAAAGGUGGUGAGAAACAGCACCAGGCCGGAGUAGAGGAUGAAAAAGAGGAGCAGAAUGGCGUCCAGAAUGGUCAUGCCCAGAAUGGCCAUACUGAGAAUGGACCCGAAGCCGGAGACGGAGUCAAAAAGGAUGACGGCAAGGAGAAGGAGCAGGAUGAGGACGAGCUGUGA
This is a messenger RNA of Aspergillus mulundensis, 1671 nucleotides long. RefSeq names its product dienelactone hydrolase. NCBI's taxonomy places the organism in Eukaryota, Fungi, Ascomycota, Eurotiomycetes, Eurotiales, Aspergillaceae. Gene Ontology annotation, biological process: polyketide metabolic process. The transcript has 3 exons. The record is from RefSeq and is a predicted model, not a curated record. Bases 1 to 1671 code for a protein of 556 amino acids.